AUGUAUAAAACACCUUUCUCCGAGAGAGUCAACUAUCCCCCACCACGGGGCACCCUUAUCUGUUGCACUCUGGUUGACCAAUUCCCUACGGUGGUGGUAGGUCCGCCUGACCGAUGGUCAAUUGGCAGAUUGACCUGUUCUUACUAUCCUCGUAAACUUUCAUUCAUACAUUCGCACGUGCCGUACGAAUCGACCGUCCAUGCUACCGGUGUCGUUGGAACCGGUUACCUAGGGCUUCCUGCGGAAAUGGCCAAUAUACUCCUCCGACCUCCAACUCACUCAGUCACUCGCUCACUCGGAUCGCUCCUGUUUGGUGUACCCCGUACCCAUAUGAUCACCCUGUCGCUCGACACGUACUCGUUACGGGUCAUCAUCGUGAUCUAUGCGCCUACAACAAACGUUACAUCCUUAAUCUGUCCUAGCCGGCUAAUUCUACGCUCGUGCUGA
Dufourea novaeangliae is the source of this 447-nucleotide messenger RNA. RefSeq lists its product as uncharacterized. The record is from RefSeq and is a predicted model, not a curated record. Lineage: Eukaryota; Metazoa; Arthropoda; Insecta; Hymenoptera; Halictidae.